AUGGAUGCAGAGCCGACCCGACUCGGAAUACAGGCCGUAAGUCUCGGGAAGGAGACCAGACCCGGCAACUUAUGUCUUACUGAGCGUCACCGUAGACCGGAAACAACUCCUCACCUGGCCCCACUCUUCCAACAGGAAGCUGCCCACUGUUCUUUACCAUGGUGUCCUGCACCAAUGUAUUUGGUGUACGGUAUACUCCGUUGUCGGUCUGCAAUUCCUGUUGGUCGACGUGAAAUUGCGGACCUUAAAUCAGCUGUUCGCUUCGAAUUCAAUAUUUGCAACUUUCAGUUCUUUUCGGCUAGCGGGAUUCCAGGUCCUGAAAUGGCCCUUCUCGAUAUAGAGUCCAUAUCCCCACAAAUGGAUAACAAUUUCAAUGCAAAGAUUUUGAAUUACAAGAUUGUUGACGAUGGGAAGUUUGCACUCUAUACGAUUCAGUUAACUGUUGAUAGUUAUACGUGGACUGUGGAACGUCGAUACAGUGAAUUUGACGUGAUGGAUAUGCGUCGAUUUCCAGAUCGCAAAAAAUCGUUUCUUCCACCGAAGAGAUUGAUUCGCAACCUAGAUUCUGAAUUCUUGGAAGAGCGUCGUACUGAACUGGAAAAGUAUUGUCGCGCCCUACUUGAGCUUGAAGUGUGGUAUCAGAAGCAGAAGAAAGUUAAUUCGUUGCCCUUGCUCACAGCAAAAUUCUUCGAUUUUCAUCAAUACGAAAUUCACUCCAUUGUCGACGAUCUCUCGGUACGAUUGGGUGGCGUUGGUGAGGAAUGGCUCACAAACAGCGAAUCGUCACCGAAAUAUUUCGAGUUCACUCCCAUUGAAAUGCAUGCCAUCACGAAGAGACUUCGACUGCCGGAACCAACGGCUCCAGAUCCUCGAAUGGUAGCUGAUCUCGGUAACACGAUCGACUUUCUGCAUCGGGUUCGGGCAUUGAAAGUUCGCGGUGCGAAAGGUUAUGUCGGUACUUCAAACAUUGUCUGGAAUUCUCUUUCCUAUAGCCUUCACUUCUGCAAAAGUCUUUUAGCGUUAUGGAUUUCUGACUCGGACGUAUCAAGAGUGUGCGGUCUCGGUUCUGUUAGACGAACAUUACGUCGACUAGUCAUCCAUUAUUCUAUGAAUAAUCUCAGGGAUCUUCUCCUCGAAGAUGAGCCAUUGUUACCUGUAACCGAACUCGAACCAUGGGCCUGUCUGGAAGAAGCAGAUUUUUCUUUUAACGAACUGAAGAGUAUCGACGAAAGUGUGCGUGUUCUCGGUGGUGUUCAAAAAUUAAACUUCAGUCAUAACAAUGUGACAGAUAUUGGUCCAUACCUGCAGCAUCUCACAUGUCUCACCGAACUGGAUUUGUCUUCAAAUGGCAUUAGCUCGGUUCAACAAUGGAAUGAAGUCUUGGGUAAUGUGAAGAAGAUUAUACUUGCAAACAAUGCAAUUAAAGAUGUGACAGGAUUAUCUCGAUUGUAUUCGUUGGAAUUUCUUGACCUUCGGAACAAUGCUAUCGAUACCGUUCCAUCAGUAUACCCUCUUGGUGGGCUACCAUGCUUAGAGGUUCUACAUUUGCGAGGUAAUCCUGUUCGAAAAGUGGUGGAGUACCGUACUAGAGUACUGGAAGCCUUUGCAGAAAGAAGUUGCGAGGUAAAAUUAGACGGGCGGGCACCGGAUGAUCGCGAAAAGGAUACGAUACGAUUGCGUUUGGCAUUGCGUCGUGCGAAAGAAGAGAAAGAAGAAAAGGAGAGAAAACGUAGAGAGAAAAUUGAAGAAAAAAUACGAUAUAUAUCAGGAGACGUUUGCGCGUUCUCGGAUGAAGUAGAGUCUAGUUGA
Necator americanus (New World hookworm) is the source of this 1809-nucleotide messenger RNA. RefSeq lists its product as uncharacterized. Gene Ontology annotation, cellular component: intracellular membrane-bounded organelle; cytoplasm. The record is from RefSeq and is a predicted model, not a curated record. The transcript has 12 exons. The coding region runs from base 1 to 1809 and encodes 602 amino acids. Gene Ontology annotation, molecular function: phosphatidylinositol binding; protein binding. Lineage: Eukaryota; Metazoa; Nematoda; Chromadorea; Rhabditida; Ancylostomatidae.